AUGUAGCACUGAUAUAGCAUAGCACGUUUCAGACAGAUAUUGAUUCCAAGUUAGGAGUAAUUUCAGGUAUAACAGAAGAACCAAUUUGAUUUGUGACAGAGGAUAUAAGGAAAGACUGACAUGUUGUUAAAGCGAAUAUAUCAUGCAUAACGUUAUCGUACGUCUUUUAAGAUUUGGCAAGUAACGUAGUCUACUUGCGUUAACUGUCAAGCUACAGCAACAUUAGCUAGUUCUACGUUUGCUCACUGGCUGCAAAGCUUUUACUACCGAACACUCUACUUCUAACAUUAGUCUAGAUCUACAGUUUUACGAGAUGGUUCCGUAACUGUUAGUGGCUUUAUCAGGAAAAUUAAAGUCUAACUUACGGACUUCGGUAUUUCUCUGUUCUCAACCCCACUGUUGUUGUUGAGUGAUGUCUGCAAUGUGCCAUACAUUUAUGUUUAUUUCAGGACGACCCCUCACUAGAGAGGCACUUCAAAGGCCACCGAGAUGCAGUUACAUCUGUUGAUUUCAACUGCAACAUGAAACAAAUAGCCACGGGAUCCUUGGAUUCGUGUCUGAUGAUAUGGAACAUGAAGCCUCAGAUGAGAGCAUACAGAUUCGUUGGUCACAAAGACGCAGUGCUCUCAGUACAAUUCUCACCUUCGGGCCACCUGGUGGCCUCUGCAUCCAGGGACAAGACCGUCCGUCUCUGGGUACCUAGUGUAAAAGGUGAAUCAACUGUGUUCAGAGCACACACUGCCACUGUCCGCAGUGUCAGCUUCUCCAAUGAUGGCCAGUCCUUGGUCACUGCCUCUGAUGACAAAACAAUCAAAGUCUGGACUGUCCAUCGGCAAAAGUUCCUCUUUUCCCUCAGCCAGCACAUAAACUGGGUGCGCUGUGCUAAGUUUUCACCAGAUGGACGAUUGAUUGUGUCAGCCAGUGAUGAUAAAACUAUAAAGAUAUGGGACAAAAACAGUCGUGAAUGCAUACAUUCCUUUUAUGAACAUGGAGGCUUUGUGAACUACGCUGACUUUCAUCCAAGUGGCACCUGCGUUGCAGCAGCAAGCAAUGACAACACAGUGAAAGUGUGGGACAUUCGAACCAAUAAACUUCUGCAGCACUAUCAAGUGCACAGUGCAGCGGUAAAUGGUUUGUCCUUUCAUCCUACUGGGAACUACCUUAUCACGGCCUCUAAUGAUUCUACGCUGAAGAUCCUGGACUUGGUGGAAGGAAGGCUACUUUACACGCUACAUGGCCAUCAGGGUCCUGCAACAUGUGUGGCAUUCUCUAAGACUGGUGACUACUUUGCUUCUGGAGGCUCUGAUGAACAGGUGAUGCUAUGGAGGACCAACUUUGAUGCAGUGGAUUAUGGGGAGGUAUUGCGCAAUCAGCAACAUAAGUGCUUCAGCAGUGAGGAGGGAGUGGCACAAAAUGGAGCCUCAAGCAGAUCUCAAGGACCCAACUCUUCCAUGCAGCAUAGAAUACAGUCACGUGAAGUCACUGAGCAGUCCAGUAGCAGGGGCUCUUCUUGUGAGAGGAGUCGGAAAAGAAGCCAGAGUGGACUUACCAGAACCUCUAGAGAUCCAUGUACCCAGCCGCUGCCCAUGGAACAGCAGCAGGAACAACAUCCUUCAGCUGCACAGGAAAAAGGGAUACCUGCUGCCCUUGCUAACACUCUGGAGCACAUAGUGGCCCAACUGGAUGUCCUUACACAGACGGUGGCAAUCCUGGAACAGAGGCUCACUCUAACCGAGGACAAGCUGAAGGAGUGUAUUGACAACCAGCAGAAGAUCGUACUGCAACAACAGCCUGGGGAGUGAACGCUUUAUUCUUCCAUAAAGGAAGAGAGUGCUCCUGGUCUACUUACUCCCUCUUUUUUCACAGUUUUGCUCCGGUCCACCCCCACCUCUGACCCCUUCCCGAAAAACGUUCAACUCAGUCAGCAGCACAAAAGUGUGCCAAUCAAAGCUGACCCACACGCUAUGGACAUGUGGGAUAUUCAUUUGGAAAACCACUUCAGAGAAGACAGUUGUUACUGGGUUGUAGGUGUGGUGUUGUGCUUGGUGAUCAGGUGUAUUUGUUUUUCUCCUGAUAAAAGUCCGAGUUGUAGCAUUAAUGCCCUUGAGGACAUAGCUUUCAGUCUUGUCAGGUAAGGGACAUUUGCUGAAAGUGAACGGUCUACACCCCUGCAAUGCAGUAUCACACAAAAUGUAACAAAACACUCAUUUUCAAGCAAUUUAAUAAAAGUGAAUAUCACGAUAGAUAACCAUGAAGGAAGCAGACUCUUUGGGUGCCUUAGUAUUGAUAUUGAUAAUAUUGACACAAAAUGUAAGUCUCCUUUGAAGCUUUGCAACUGUCUACUGUAGUGUGCGAUUUUUUGUGUUUGAGGUGUGUCACUUGACUUGAAGUUCUUCUCUGAACUUAACUGAAAUUAUUUAAGACUUUAAAUGUGGACAUACUUUAUGUAUCAAAGUGUUAUACUGUUAAAAGUUGUUAGACAAAAUCUAUUUUAAUAUGUUCAAUGUUUAAUAAAACCAAAA
Molecule: messenger RNA, 2522 nt
Organism: Sardina pilchardus (European sardine)
Lineage: Eukaryota; Metazoa; Chordata; Actinopteri; Clupeiformes; Clupeidae
Gene: poc1a
Product: POC1 centriolar protein A
Exons: 11
Coding region: 522-1802 (426 amino acids)
Biological process (GO): cilium assembly
Cellular component (GO): centriole; ciliary basal body
Molecular function (GO): protein binding
Source: RefSeq, a predicted model, not a curated record